Molecule: messenger RNA, 5602 nt
Organism: Caenorhabditis sp. 36 PRJEB53466
Lineage: Eukaryota; Metazoa; Nematoda; Chromadorea; Rhabditida; Rhabditidae
Source: the annotation of a GenBank genome assembly
AUGAUAAACACGUUCAUGAAGAAAAACGGAAAGGUAAAUCAGUAUUCUUCCGGCGGCGUUCCGAGCGCCACGCCAACUCUCAUUUCGCUUCUCGAGCGACAGUAGGCAAGCGAGAGAGUGCGAGACAAGGAGAAUGCUGCCGGCGACGCAGAGAGCACGCGCAAUUGCUUGCGCUUUUCUCGUGCAGGAGACCGUGACCGUGCGGGGGAAUUCACGAAAAUCGCGGAUUCGCGCAAGCUUACGGUAAAUGCGCGUCAAGUAUGGCGCAUGCAAGAAUCCGCGAUUUUGGCAUUUUUUCCGCGAUUUUGGUUUCCGCGGUUUUCGUGAAUUCUCCCGUUUUGGCAUGGCCCCAAAUUUUGGCUUGAGUUUUCAAACACCUAGGGGCAAUAGCGAUGAAUUGAGUUUAACAAUUGAAAACUAUUAAUUCCUUCCAUUUCACACCCUCUCACUAAUAAUUUCCCUAUCGCUUUUCCAGGCUGACAACCCUCAAGACGUAGUGUCCGCCCGUGAUAUCGGUCGUCUCGUCGACGUCGUUAACAUCGGGAAAGGUUUUCUCCGAUACGUGGGCCCGAUCCACGGAAAAGAAGGUCUUUUCUGCGGCAUCGAACUGCUCGAACCGAAUGGAAAACAUGACGGAUCAUUCCAAGGUUUCCACACUCCCCUUGCUUCUUCCCCUUCACUCCCCCAUUUUCAGGUGUUUCCUACUUCAUCGCCACUCCGCAGCACGGCAUUUUCGCACCAUUAUUUCGAGUUUCUCUAGAUGUAGACGAGCGUCCGAGACCCCCUCCUUCGAAUCCGUCCAACGUAAGUCCCUAAUUGUCCUUCUCAUCUGUUCCGUACGUUCCUUCUAACCCUUCCCUCUCACCUGCACUUCGCAGCGUCUCUCCCGAUCUGCUCUUCCGGCUCUCCAAUUGCGCAAUCCGCUCACUCAAGAGCGCAAGCCGGAAGAAGACGUGAUGUCCACUUCGGUCUACGUUUCCGCCACCAAACCGAUAUCCAUUCCAACAAAAAACUGUCGCCCUCCGGAAAGCGAUCCGAUGCAAAUGUCCAUGUUCUCCGAUAUGAUGGACGGAUCAGUGGUACGUCGCAGCACGGACAAUCUGUGUGUGACGUGACUUCGUGAUGCAUGAGCUCAAUCUGAGAAACAUAAUGCGGUCGUGGUGGUUCCCACAGAACUCAAAUUCCAAAGUUGCACUCCUUUCUUGCCAACACCUCCUAUCCAUUUUCUCGCCGACGCGUGUAUAAUAACAAUAAUCGCACGACUGAAUGCGUGUGGCAGCCGACGACAAUUCUUCCCCCUCCAGGUCGCCUUCCCUUUCGCAACUUCAUUCACUCAUGAUGUUUUUUGUCGCCGUCCUCGUUCUCUCCAUUAUAUUCAGUUUUCUCCUCCAACUUAUCUUUUAUCCGUCCGUCCGGUCGGCCGGUCAUGUCGUUGUAAAGUGUGUGUGUUUUGUGUGGAUAUGCUGGCUGGAGCCUCACCACGGGGAGCACUUUUUUCAUGGCUUUAUCUUUUCAAAACUCUCUUACCUGCCUGCCUUUCUCUCGAAAACACCUGCUUUUUUCUCGUCGUCGACUUCUUUGCUCGUGGUUCUUCGGUUAUAUAUAGUUUAAAAGUUGCAGUUUUCGAACGGGUCCUGGAGCGAUAUUGCCGAAUCAAUGAUUACUUCCAACUGUACUUUCACAGUGCGGAAAGGGGUAAUUAUAUAGUAUCCAGAACCUUUUUGGAGUCAUUCAAUUACAGCCGCCUAUGCCAAUGGACGAUGAGACUGACCUGAUGAGCGUUCCGAUGGUUCAGUCAGUAUUCAAUAUUGACAGAGAAGCGUUGAGAAGGGAAGAGCAGUGUAAGUUUUACUUUUGAGUGAAUAAGAUCGGUAUAGAAGUAUCUUAAUAACGUCAUCAUUCCAGUGCAAUCGUCUAUGGUGCUCGGCGAGUCGCGAAUCGGCGUUGAGCAUCUUCCGAUCAUAGAAGACGAGAAUGAACUCGAGACGCCUCUCGUCGAGACGAGAGCUCUGCCUCCCCCGAACGACGUGAAUGCCAACCUUUCCUCGAAGACUUAUUCUUCCACAUUCAUCGAGCCGUCCGUGAUGGAAACACCAAAAAUCGAGGUCCGAGAGAAUGGUGAGGCAUCAGAAAAGACGAAGAGAAUGAGCAUGAUGGAUGUGUCAGGAAACUUGGACAUUCCUACUCUUCCGUCGCCGCCGCAACAAUCUCCGUCGGCCAGCUCAACGGCCUCCCUGGAGAGCGAUUCUGGUUCCAGAAAGGAAACUAAGAGUGACAAGGCAAGCGAUGGGAACAGUCACCAAAGGGCUUUUAAAUCUCGAAAAACAGCUAUCCUUCCCCGCAUUCGAAACAUUUCCGAUUGGUUUUGCGGGCGUUGGAGGGUGGGAAUCGGCUUUUUUCUACCGUCAGGUUGAAUAACGGGCGUGUCUGUUUCUAUAAUUUAUGCAAGAAUUUGAAUGAGAAUCGCAAAGCGAAAACACACGCUCUCCUCGCUCCGUCUUCUUUUUAUCAGUUUACAUUUCCCCGCUCACCUGCACCACUGAUAACAGUGAAUCGUUUAAUUACAUUAUUCCAAUUUCAGUCAGAACAACCACCGAAAAUGGAAGAGAAGCCAGUUCCGAAGAAGAAAGAAGAGGCCCCAGCUGCUCCGUCGGCUCCAAAGUUUCCCGUGAAACAAAAGGCGCCCACCAAGCAUCAACUGAUGAUGGAACAAUUGAAAGUGAGCGAGGAAAAAGGAAGAAAAGGAAGCCAUUUGCAUUACUUUGCAGGCGUCCAUCGAAGCGGAGAAAACGAAGCCGAAAAAAGAAAUCAAAAGUCGAGUCUCGCUUCUUCCGCCGCCGGCUCCAAAAGCUCAAAAGGAGAACAAAGAAGGUGGGUGAAACAGAAGAAAAAUAAGCUUGAAGCAGUUGUGAUCAUCAUUCGUAUGUCUUGGGGGGUAUGUCCUCAUGUUUGUUUGUUUGUUUGUUUAUUUCUCCGCUUGUCCGUCCCCAUUUUCAUUUCUAAAACGAAAAUAGUAGUGACGGAAAAGUAAAGAAAUGAACACGUGCCCUUUCAAACAGUUAUGAGAAAGAAACAAGCGGCGAAGCGCAGCGGGCCCCAGUCUUAAAAGUCUUGUCCAUUCAUAAUAAAACAGAAAGUGUUGGAACUUCCCCUUUCACAUCUUUUGCCUCUUUUUUCUUGCUAUUCAGUGUUUAACCCCUAUGUCUUUCUCAGGAGAAAUGACUGAAACUCCGCGGAGAUCCAUCUCGAAGACCCCUCUAAAAACUGUGAACGCAAAGGUAAAGAAGUCUCCGGCGCCGCCCGUCGAACGACCAAAAAAGGAAAGAAAGCCGUUGUAUGUAGCUCCUCCGCCCAAAGGUUUGCAGAGAAGUUUUAUGCUGUUUGACUAAACUGACUCACUUUUUCAGAGCGAACAGAGAAGGAGAAGAAGGCGCCGCCGCCGAAGCCAGUCGUUUCCCCUCCAUCCACGGCUCCGAAAGAGGAGAAGAAGCCUAUCGUUUCUUCUAUUCCGUCCACAUCUACCACAUCUUCUGCUUCGGGAAAAGGAGCCUUCCCGACGUCUUCUUUUGCCGGGGGCAGAAUGCAACUCAACCGGAAGACUUCUACUGCCUCUUCUGUAACAUCUGCCAAACCGAAGAAGCCUGCUACCAUAGGUAAACUGUCGUUUCAUUAGAUAUCAACUAAGCGUGUUCAUUCAGACGAGAAAGAGAAGCUGUCUCGCCUCCAGCAAUCUGCUCGAGCCUUCGAAGCAAUGAUGAUUGUCAUGAGUCGGAUAAACGACGAGAGCGAGCGGAAAUUAAGAGAUUUUACGGAGCAAUAUGGUGAGGAAAUUGAGAGAUCGGAUUGAGAGAUAAGUGGAUGAUUGCAGAGAAGAAAGUUGGAGAGCUCGGGGAUCUAAAGAAAAUGCUCGAUGAAGCCAGGAAAAAGUUCGAAGAGGACGUCGAGCAGAUGAAGAACAAUAGCCAGCAAGGUGAGAAGAACCUCUUAUUCCAUCUUGCCCCAUAAGGAAGUGCAUUCCCCGGAUAGUUUCCUCACAGCUUUUCCUCUUGCCGCCCGCAUUCCCUUGAAAUGCCUGUCUUUGCCCGGUUCAAGUGAUUUCUCAUCUUCUCCCGACCGGGUUGCGUUUGUGAAGCGAGAAGAAGAAAGAACCGCGCGUUAUCCGGACGGCCAUCUAGCCGUUUUCAACACCAGAACAAUACGUCGGGGCUUUCGUUCUUUUCUGAGACUCCCAAGCUAUGCGCCACCAACAAUUGGCCACGGCACGAACUACUCUCGCCGCCACAGUAAUCGCCGCCCUUUCGUUCUCCGCGUGCAUGUUUGUGAGCAAGGAAUGUGCCACUUCAUCCUCUGUGCUCUCGAUUCUCGCUGGCGCCGCUCCAGUUGUUCUACUUAUUUUUACAGUGGUACGCAAUCAUGCGAGCACAGUCGACAAGAUACAGAAGAGCCACGAAACACAGGUGAGACCGUUGUGAUCCAGUUGAAAUAGAAAAGUGGUGUUGUAGAUUGCUGAGAAGACGAAAGAGUGCGAGAGAAGUCUGGAGGAUGAAAGAGCGAGGCGAGAAGCCGAGAUUUGUGCAAUGAGCAGCAAACACCAGAAGGUCGUGGCUUGUCUCGAUGAGAAGAUAGCGGAGGCUGAGAAGCAGUGCGAACAGCUUAACAUUGACAAGAAAGUGCUGCAAGCGGCUCUCGCGAAUGACUGCGAUCACAGAAAUCAGAUGCUCACCAAGGAGAUUUCGUCCCUACAGAUUGCGUUGGAAAUGAAGUCUGCUGAGAUGAAAGAGCUCAGACAGAAAAACCAGAACGUGAGUGACAUUUCUCAGGUAACUUCUGAAUAACUCAAUUUCAGUUGUCCCUUCAAGUGGACGAGAUCCCACUAAAAGAAUUAGAGAUCAGCAAGUGGAAGCACAAGUCAAAUGAUUACAAACAGAUGCUAGAUCAGAAGAUAAACGGAGAGAAGUGAGUUCUUCAAAGACAAUAUAACGUUGCCUGAUUUUGUUCAGAAUACUUGUCCAGCAAAUUGAAGAUCUCCGCCGGAAGCAGAUUCAUGAUGAAGAAGAGAAAGAAGCAAUGAAGAGGAGUUUCGAUCUGAUGCAGUUCAAAUAUGAAAACGGAGAAGAUCCGAACGUCACAAGUGUUAUGUCGGCGCCUAUGGAGAGCCGCUUUAGCACACCGUAUGUUGUUUUCGAGCUUAAGCUAGCUUAGAAGUUCUCACUGAGAAUAUUUUCAGAACAAAAGUACAGUACCGUUCACGAUCGUCCGCAUCGGGAAGCCGUCCAAUUUCCAUGGCCACCAACGGAGAUCAUAGACUCUCCACCUCUUCUCACAGUAAGUUCUGCCCGUCAGCCGUUCAAAUUUUGUGUAUUAUCUUGCAGACGGCGACCAUGACAGCAUGAACCGAUCUACGAUCUCCAUGUACACAAGUCACAUCAGGUUGCCCGAGAACCAUGCCGAUGACGUCAUUUACGCCCCGGACGAAAUAAUUUCGAGCAGGAGCGGAUCCAUCUCGCAAAGACUGGCCAUAGCCAUAGAAGACGACGGAGAGCCAAUACUCAAGAGCGAAUCUGGAGACGCUUCGGACUCUGGAAUCGGAUUAGUCAUGUGA